Molecule: messenger RNA, 1683 nt
Organism: Nematocida homosporus
Lineage: Eukaryota; Fungi; Microsporidia
Exons: 1
Coding region: 1-1683 (560 amino acids)
Biological process (GO): vesicle-mediated transport; intracellular protein transport
Source: RefSeq, a predicted model, not a curated record
AUGAAUUUGGUUGACAUUGUGGGAGACCGGAUUAAGAAACAUGUUCUGCGCUUGGGUGCUGCGCAUAAGGAGUGGCGGGUUUUAGUGAUUGAUCAUGAUACGGCACAUUUACUUCAUUAUGCUUUGCCGAUGAGUGAAGUGCUUUCGCAGAACAUUGCGAUGAUUGAGCGGAUUGAGGAAGAGCGACAGGCUGCGGCGGACUUUUCGGUGGUUUACUUUGUUAAGAUGAGUGUGGGUGCGGCCAAGACUAUUCAAAAAGACUUUGGGAAGAAGAUGUACAGUAGUGUGUAUGUGGUGAGUAUGGGGCCAAUUGAGAAGAAGGCCCAGCAGGUUUUGGACGAGGUGGCUAAGAAGGUGGAGAAAAGACAGAGUAAGGGCGAGUCUUUGCACUUUACUUGUAAGGCGGUUAAUUUUGAUUUCUUACCGCUGUGUAGUGAUGUGUUUCAGUUGACAGUAGGAAGUAACUUUUAUCUUGAUAAGGAGAGGUAUGCCUUGGAAGUGGCUGAUAAGUUGCAGGGAUUGUGUCGGACAGUGAAGGCCCAAUGUACGCCGGUGGGAGUUGGGAAAGUUACUAAGAAAGUGGUUGAACGGAUUGAUACGACCGGUCCAGGGAAGUUAGUUGUGAUAGAACGAGGUAUUGAUUUGAAUACGCCUUUGUUGCACUGGUUUACUUUUGAGAGUCUCUUGUGGGAUUUGGGUUUGGGCGGUCCUGGGUAUGUAGUGGAUCUUAAUGGUCGGAAGAAAGGAGAGAGUGAGGGUGGUGGGGAUGGUGAGGGCGAAAGUGAUGAGGAGGCAAGGAUUGAAAUGAGUGAGAGCCAUACGGUUUGGGAAAGUGUUCGGAAUACGCAAUUGGUGAAGACUCAUGAAAUUUUAUCCGAUCUAAUCAAGGAUGCAACUAAGUCCAAUGAGAAGGAGAGCAAAACAAAUAUCAAGCGGUUGGUUAAAGCCAUUCAGGAACUGCCCUCCCAGACUAAGACGUUGAAAGAAAUUAAGGCUCUAAUGGGUCUACUUGAACGUUGUGUGAACUACUUCAAUACUCAUGAGAUCAAACAAGUCGCUGAAGUAGAACAGGGCAUUGCUACCGGUAAGGAUGCCGCUGGUAGUACAUACAAGAAAGUAGCAACAAAAGAGUUCUUCCGGGUCUUAGAGACGGCUCGGCUGACUAAAGAAGAGAAGACGCGGCUGUACUUCCUACUUCUGGCUAACAUGGGCUCAUUACAGCGCAAUGAGGAGAAGACUUUAUUAACUCAAGGCCAUAUUAGCAAGAAAGAAGUCGAGUGCUGGGAGAAGGCCAAAAAGCAUUUAAAAGGUCGAGCAGCUAUUCCACUUACUAAACGGCCCAUUCCAAUUGCUCGGUACACCCCCAUUAUUCAUGACGUGCUAACAGCUAUCAUCAGUAAGAACAAAAAGGCAUGUACUCAUUUUGAUAUCUCUUUACCUGAAACUAGAGAGAAUUUAUCGGGCCAUUCCUUGCGUAAACGUGAAUUUGUCUUCCGGGCCCCAGCCCAUACUACAUCUACUGAAAAACGCCCGAUCAUUAUCUUCUUUAUUGGCGGGGUGUGUAUUGCCGAAAUCUCUGAAAUCCGCGAGAUUGCCAAGAAUACUGGUCUGUCCAUUAUAGUUGGUUCCACUGCGGUUUAUUCUCCUAGUGGCUUUCUAAGUAGUCUGUCCGAAUUGGGCUAG